Molecule: messenger RNA, 3914 nt
Organism: Cheilinus undulatus (humphead wrasse)
Lineage: Eukaryota; Metazoa; Chordata; Actinopteri; Labriformes; Labridae
Product: oxysterol-binding protein 1-like
Exons: 17
Coding region: 373-2697 (774 amino acids)
Cellular component (GO): intracellular membrane-bounded organelle; cytosol; membrane
Molecular function (GO): sterol binding
Source: RefSeq, a predicted model, not a curated record
UGGUGCACCGGGUGUAACCAGCGAGCUAAUGCUAGGCUAGUUAGAUGUAGCUAGCUAGCUAUUGGUUCUUGUCGGCGUACGCAGCUAUAGAAUUGACAUUUCGCAUGUGAUUUUUGAGGGAUGUUAAAGAAAGUCUUUGGUGUCACUUGAUUUUACAAUCGCUCUGCUGCUGUCAUCGACGUCUUCGCUCUGGUUGUUUUCUUUAUCAGCUGGUCCGUUUUGGUGAGUCGGCUAGUUAGCCUCCUUAGCUAGCUAGGCACUGUAUCGUAUGGGUAAAGUUAGCCGUGACUUCACCGGGUGUCUGGUUGCCUGAUCUCACAUUUCGGACACGUCAAGGUUUCUUAAGUCCGUCUCCUUAUCUUGGAGGCUGUGAUGUCCGAGCCCAAAACCCCCACACCCACUCCCGCUGGUGACACAUACAAAGGAUGGGUGUUCAAGUGGACAAAUUACAUCAAGGGUUAUCAGCGGAGGUGGUUUGUCCUGAGCAAUGGGCUGUUGUCAUACUACAGGACCCAGGCAGAAAUGGGCCACACAUGUCGAGGCACCAUCAACCUGGCCACAGCGACUAUUACUGUGGAUGACGCCUGUAAUUUUGUCAUCUCCAAUGGCGGGGCACAGACAUACCACCUGAAGGCCAGCUGCGAGGUGGAACGACAGCGCUGGAUCACUGCGCUGGAACUGGCCAAAGCUAAGGCAGCCCGCAUGCAGGCUGAGUCAGAUGACUCAGGGGAUGACUUUUCACCGUCAUCCACGCCAGCAGCACCAGGACAAGGCGGUGCAUCACAGAACUCAGAGGUCCAGUCUGCUCUGAGAACACUUGGCAGCAAGGUUGAGGAUCUCAGCACGUGUAACGACCUGAUCUCAAAGCAUGGCUCUGCCCUCCAGAGAUCUUUAUCAGAGCUGGACAGUCUGCGUCUGACCGGAGAGGCGGGGGAUAAGAUCCGUCAGGUGACAGAGCGGGCCACGCUGUUCCGGAUCACCUCUAAUGCCAUGAUAAAUGCGUGCCGAGACUUCCUCGCGCUGGCUCAGGCUCACAGUAAGCGGUGGCAGAAGGCCCUUCAAGCAGAACGGGAGCAGCGAGUCCGGCUGGAGGAGACUCUGGAGCAGCUGGCCAAGCAGCACAACCACUUGGAGCGGGCAUUCAGAGGGGCUGCACAGGCUAACGCCACAGCAGAUAAUAAGGGCGCUGCCGGUCCAGGUAAAGGGGAAGCCAGUGACGAAGAUGACGACAAUGAAUUCUUUGAUGCCAUGGAGGAAGCUCCUGAGUUUAUCACUGUCCCAGCAGACCCACAAUUCCACAAAAGAUCAAGCAGCAACAUCAGUGGUUUCAACAGUGAAAUGUGUCCUGAUGAUCAGUCGCUCAAUGAGGAGCCGCUUGCAAUGAACCAGGAAUCCCCGUCUCAGGAGCUGGUACCCUUAAAAAAGAGGCGGACACGCAUUCCCGACAAACCCAACUACUCCCUCAACCUGUGGAGCAUCAUGAAGAACUGCAUCGGCAAAGAGCUGUCUAAGAUCCCCAUGCCUGUGAACUUCAACGAGCCCAUAUCCAUGCUACAGCGGCUGUCGGAGGACCUGGAGUACCACGAGCUACUCGACAAGGCCUCAAAGUGCCAGAGUUCCCUCGAGCAGAUGUGCUACGUGGCCGCCUUCUCUGUAUCUUCCUACUCCACCACUGUCCACCGCACAGGAAAGCCCUUCAACCCCCUGCUGGGAGAGACUUACGAGCUGGAUCGGCGGAGAGAGAGCGGCUACCGCUCCCUCUGUGAGCAGGUGAGUCACCACCCUCCUGCCGCAGCGCAUCAUGCGAUCUCCGAUCGGGGCUGGACUCUGAGACAGGAAAUCACAGUUGCGAGCAAGUUCAGGGGAAAAUACCUGUCCAUCAUGCCCUUAGGCACAAUUCACGCAAUCUUUGAAAAAGGCAACAAUCACUACACAUGGAAGAAAGUUACCACAACAGUGCACAACAUCAUUGUCGGAAAACUGUGGAUCGAUCAGUCAGGAGAAAUAGAUGUGGUGAACCACACCACAGGAGACCGCUGCCACUUGAAGUUUGCUCCUUACAGUUACUUCUCCAGAGACGUGGCCAGGAAGGUGACAGGUGUGGUGAUGGACAAAGACGGCAAAGCCCACUACGUGCUCUCUGGCACCUGGGACGAGAAGAUGGAGUUUUCUCGUGUGAUGCAGAGCAGCCGGGGAGGAGAGAACGGCACCGAGGGCAAACAAAAGACAGUCUAUCAAACCCUUAAAGCCAGGGAGGUGUGGAGGAGGAACCCACUACCUGACGGAGCAGAGACCAUGUACUACUUCACUGCCUUGGCGCUGACCCUAAACGAGCCUGAGGACAGUGUAGCGCCCACGGACAGUCGCCGUCGGCCAGACCAACGCCUCAUGGAGGACGGCCGUUGGGAUGAAGCCAAUGCUGAGAAGCAGCGCCUGGAAGAGAAGCAGCGCAGCGCCCGUCGGGAGAGAGAGAGGGAAGCUGCCAGUAAACGGACCUCAAGCCAAUCAGAAGAAGCUGUCGAGGAGGACUCUAUUACUGAUCCCUCUUUUAAAAGCGCACCUCACGAUAACUACCAGGCACUUUGGUUCGAGCACUGCGAGGACCCCAUUACAGGUGAGCCAGUCCAUAUCUAUAAGGGAGGCUACUGGGAAGCCAAGGACCGGGGCAGCUGGGAAGGCUGUCCUGACAUAUUUUGACCCAAGUAUGGACUGCAAGGUGCCCUGAAGAGACUGAUCCAUCAAAGCUGGCCAGGUGGAAGGCGUCGACCCAAGGGCCGGCCCGUUACCCACCGCCCAUCCACGUUCCUACCAGUGGUUCUCUGUUCUAAGAGAUCUCCAGGAUGGUCUCUGCUGUCUGCUCCAGGGAAGUGGGGCCUCCUUCAUCCUGUUUUGUUCCUGUCUCCUUAAUGCUGUCACAUAUCUGAGAGGGAUGGGUUGAAAUAUUUCAGCUGUUUGAGGUGAAAUGGGCAGUGCUUCCAGAUCUACGGUAGCCUCUUAAAAGAGGCUUUUACACUGAAUACACCCUGUGAGAUAAUGUGUUCCUGUUGUCAUUCACAGCUUUGUGUGCUUUGUUUAUAACUCUAAAAAAGGGGGCUAAGACCUGGGUAAUAUAUACAUUUAUAUAUAAAUAUGAUUAGAAUAAUUUCAUUAAAUUGUUGACUGGUGGCCUUCAAGAUGUUAGUGAGGAUUUCUUAUUUCUCUCUGAUUUAGUGUCUUAAUGUAAUGAAGUGAAGUUUCUAGUGUGCUGGUGUGUAUGAAGCAUAGCUGCUCUUCCAUCACUUUACAUCUCUGCCACUGUGCAGUGUACUGUGUUUAAAAAAAAAAACAUGAUUGUUGAGCGUAAUGGUUGAACCUUCAUGCUGUUAAGUUUUUGUACUUAGAGAUUUUCUCCCCUUCACACCUGUUCUCUUUGCCUUAGAAAUGAGCAAGCUUCUCACACUUGUAUUGACAUCACACUUCAGUGGAUUUGAUGCAGACAUUAAUCGCUGGUUUUCUAGUAAAAGGAGGAAAAGGAGCUGCAGAAUGCCAAAAAAACUUUUUCCAAUACUGAGAAAAUCCCAAAUUAUGUAAGUUGUAAUCCAAUGAUGAAAUAUUCCCUUUUCACAGGAUUGGACAAAUGCUGAGUCAUUUUUUAGAUGAAGUAAUCACUAAGCAUCAUGGUAGUAAACGUGGAUUUCUAAGGUGUUUUAUUGUGUUGAAGGUAACACAUUCAAAUGAGCAAAGAAACAAGUGGUCAUACAUAUGCAAGUACAUUUUGACACCAAAAACAUUUGUGUGUGAGAUUUCAUAAUUUUGUUUGUAAGUGUACUUAAAAAUGAAGAAUAAAGAAACAAAGAAGCAUUGCAAAUAACUAUGAUUUUAUAAAUGUAUAGAAAUUCAUAUUAUAGUAUUGAUAACUGUAAGGUAGUUUUUUU